UGCACACACGUGGCGAAUCAUUAUUGGUCGUUGUGACGCAUAACUGGAAUUGCUCUGAAGAAUCCUACCUUUCUCAGGCGAACGAGGGAGACGAAACGAGGCAACGAAUCCGCCAUGGCAGCUCGUAAGAGAGCUUCCACGAUGUCAGUGUCCAACAAAUCGGAUCCGGCGGAACCCAAAUCAGCGCCACCGGAGCAGAAGAUGACCCGAAAGACCGUUGCUGCUUCCGGUGAGGCGUUCCGUCUCGCGCAGCCGAAACUGGGAGUGAUCUUUGUGAUCUCUACUCUUCUCUGUUCGCUCUAUCUCUACUUUCUCUGUUUUCACUACAAGGUUGACAACGAGCUCAAACGCUCGAUCCUAAUAAACGCGGGGCUUAGCUUGGUUGGGUUCUUAGUCACACUCAAGAUGAUUCCUGUUGCUGCCAGAUACGUUCUUAGGCGUAACAUGUUUGGUUUUGAUAUUAACAAAAGAGGCACUCCUCAAGGAGAUAUUAAAGUGCCUGAAUCAUUGGGUAUUGUUGUGGGAGUUGUCUUCUUGAUCGUGGCGAUCAUAUUUCAGUAUUUCAAUUUUACUGAAGAUUCAAAUUGGCUUGUGGAGUAUAAUGCAGCACUAGCUUCUAUAUGCUUCAUGAUUUUGCUUGGAUUUGUAGAUGACGUCCUUGAUGUGCCUUGGAGAGUGAAACUUGUCCUGCCAACUUUUGCUACCCUUCCACUGCUCAUGGCUUAUGCUGGACAUACGACUAUUGUUAUACCCAAACCUCUAGUUGCUUUUAUUGGCUUGGAAGGGCUUGAUCUAGGACGGAUAUAUAAGUUAUACAUGGGGUUACUUGCCGUGUUUUGUACAAACUCUAUAAACAUACACGCUGGUCUGAAUGGCCUUGAAAUCGGCCAGACUGUUGUUAUUGCUGCUGCUAUCCUGAUACACAAUGUUAUGCAAAUCGGAUCAUCUACUGAUCCCGAGUAUCACCAAGCUCAUGCCUUCUCGAUAUUUCUUACUCAACCGCUGAUGGCCACGUCCUUGGCAAUGCUUGCUUACAAUUGGUAUCCUUCUUCAGUUUUUGUUGGAGACACAUACACAGUAUUUGCUGGAAUGACUAUGGCAGUUGUUGGCAUUCUUGGUCACUUCAGUGAAACCCUCCUCAUCUUCUUUCUUCCUCAAGUUCUGAACUUUCUAUUAUCGCUUCCUCAGCUUGCUGGCAUUGUGAAAUGUCCGCGCCAUCGUCUCCCGAGGUAUGAUACUGCGACCGGAUUACUGACCGGCACAAAAGAUGGGACACUGGUCAAUGUUUACUUGAGGUUGUUUGGUCCUAAAUCAGAAAAGUCACUUUGCAUCCAUCUUCUCGUCUUCCAGGCUUUAGCGUGUGCCUUAUGUUUCAUACUUAGACACUUUCUUGCUGGUUGGUACAAGUAAAAUCUGCAACCUGAAGAACCUUUAGUUGCUCUGUUCUUCAGAGAAGCCACAAAUACAGAAACAUUUAGUUUAGUUUCUUGUACAAUCUAAUAUAGAAACGUAAUCUUUUUGUUAAGAUGGUUUGAACUUUGAAGUAACUCAUGUAAACAAAGUUGACUCAUUUGCUUUCGUUAAAUGAAAUGUCAAGAUUCUCAAAGACAAUGUAUCAUCAUCAUCAUUCCAAGUUAACUAAAAAACGCAACUUUUUAUACUUAAAAGAGAAGAGCAGAAAGAGUUCAAAUUGAAACAAGGAACAUAACUUUUUAAAUCCACGCAACUCUCUCUCUAGGUCAGAAUCCACCACAGCAUUUACUUUAAUUUCUACCCCAAUGAACACAACAACAGUAGUUAAAAAAAAAAAAAA
Camelina sativa (false flax) is the source of this 1813-nucleotide messenger RNA. RefSeq lists its product as uncharacterized. The record is from RefSeq and is a predicted model, not a curated record. Gene Ontology annotation, molecular function: UDP-N-acetylglucosamine-dolichyl-phosphate N-acetylglucosaminephosphotransferase activity. Lineage: Eukaryota; Viridiplantae; Streptophyta; Magnoliopsida; Brassicales; Brassicaceae. Gene Ontology annotation, biological process: dolichol-linked oligosaccharide biosynthetic process. Gene Ontology annotation, cellular component: membrane.